This is a messenger RNA of Aspergillus bombycis, 1452 nucleotides long. Its product is annotated as cytochrome P450. The transcript is spliced from 2 exons. The record is from RefSeq and is a predicted model, not a curated record. Lineage: Eukaryota; Fungi; Ascomycota; Eurotiomycetes; Eurotiales; Aspergillaceae. Gene Ontology annotation, molecular function: monooxygenase activity; oxidoreductase activity, acting on paired donors, with incorporation or reduction of molecular oxygen; iron ion binding. Bases 1 to 1452 code for a protein of 483 amino acids.
AUGGACUUUAUCUACAACUCCCUUGCUGCGAACAGAGCCCACAAGGACCUGGAGUUCUUCGGCAACGCAAUCAAGACAGCCAAGGGAGCAUCGCAGAUUGACAGUCCCAAAACCGCGGAGGUCAGCGCAGGCGUCUCGGCUCGAAUCAUCUUCACCCGAGACCCCGAAAACAUCAAGGCCAUCCUCGCGGGACAGUUCGCAGACUAUGGAAAGGGCGAGCCCUUCCAUAACGACUGGAAGGAGUUCCUGGGCGACAGCAUCUUUGUCACAGACGGUGAGCUGUGGUCGCGCUCAAGACAUCUGAUCCGGCCGAUGUUUGUGCGCGAGCGGAUUGUGGACACCGAGGUGUUCGAAAAGCAUGUCCAGCACCUCAUUCCCUUCCUGUCAGGACAGGAUUCACCGACCAAUAGCAAAAUCGUCGAUGUUGGCCCGUUGUUCUUCCGCUACACGCUGGACGCAGCUACCGACUACCUGCUGGGUCAAGGCACGGACAGUCUGCAGAACCCGACGACGCUGUUCAGCGAAGCAUUCGGCUAUGUGCAGCAUCGCCAGGCCGAUCUAACACGACUCGGUGUCUUCAAGUUCGUGCUCUCGCUGAAGGAGUUCCGCCGCAACCUCAAAAUCAUGGACAACUUCAUCCAGCCCUACAUCAGCCGCGUCCUAUCUCUAUCCACCGCCGAGCUAGACCAGAAACUGUCCAAACAAGACACAUUCCUGGACUCCCUAGCCCGCUUUACCCGAGAGCCAAGAGUCCUACGAGACCAACUGGUGGCAAUCCUCCUCGCAGGCCGCGACACAACAGCCGGCACGCUCUCCUUCUGUCUCUUCGAACUCGCCCGGAACCCCGACGUCGUCGCGAAACUGCGCCAGGAGAUCGAGUCGCGACUCGGCGUCGGAUCCAAGGGCCAAAAGCCCAGCUACAUCGAUCUCAAGGAGAUGAAGUACCUCAACGCCGUGCUGAAUGAAACCAUGCGUCUUUACCCGGUCGUUCCGUUUAAUGUUCGUCUCGCGCUCCAUGACACCACCCUGCCCCGUGGCGGCGGUCCAGAUGGACUUUCGCCCAUCGGUGUUCGUGCUGAUACCCGCGUGAUAUAUUCGACUAUGCUGAUGCAGCGCAACCCGGAGAAUUACGAUGCGCCUGGCUCGGCUCAUUACAUCGACCCGGAGAAGUUUCAUCCCGAGCGCUGGUUGUCUGGCUGGCAGCCUAAGCCGUGGCGGUUUAUCCCCUUUAAUGGGGGGCCCAGGAUCUGUCUGGGUCAGCAGUUUGCUACAAUCGAGAUGGGAUAUACGGUUGUUCGGAUUCUCCAGGCGUUCCGGGAGAUUCAGGCAUACCCGGUCACUGGGAAGACUGUCGUGGAGGAUCCUGUUCUUCGGUUUGAAGUCACCUUGAGUCCGGGGUCGGAGUUGAAUUGUCUCUUUGUGCCAGAGGAAGAAGCGGGCCCUGUUCAAUGA